Messenger RNA from Hemicordylus capensis (graceful crag lizard), 3199 nucleotides. Its product is annotated as G-protein coupled receptor 35-like. Gene Ontology annotation, biological process: chemokine-mediated signaling pathway; phospholipase C-activating G protein-coupled receptor signaling pathway; positive regulation of Rho protein signal transduction. The record is from RefSeq and is a predicted model, not a curated record. The coding region runs from base 428 to 1330 and encodes 300 amino acids. NCBI's taxonomy places the organism in Eukaryota, Metazoa, Chordata, Lepidosauria, Squamata, Cordylidae. Gene Ontology annotation, molecular function: chemokine receptor activity. The transcript has 2 exons. Gene Ontology annotation, cellular component: membrane.
UCAGCACUGUUUCUUCUAAAAUGGAUGCUGGUUUUUUCCACAAACACUACGCUGUCCUCAGCAGAAAAUCUGAGUUAUUAAUGACUAGGAGAGCAUGUGGGUUUCCUUCUAUACUAGAUCCUUAACAUUUCUGUGAAAUGCCCCCAGACUUUCCUGCAACGAACACGGACACUUCUUAAAGAUAAUGAUACUAAUACAUAAUAUGUAUUAAUCCAGAAAAAACAUAGCACAAGGCUAGGUCAGCACGAAAAGAAAAAGUCACGAGGACAAGGCCUGCGUUUCCAGUUAAGGAAGAGCAGCCAAGUUCAUCAUACGAAAGAGAAAACAUUGCAAGGGGAAGUCACUCUGCAAGGUGCUCGAGAAGGCAGCCAGGCCAGCUGCCUGCUUUGAACUCUCUGAACACAUCAUCAAAGUAAGGAACACAGAAAUGAACUGCACUUCUGCAUGCAACUCCAAUUCUAGUCUAGUUCUCAUUCAAAUGGUUGUUUACAUCCCAGUUUUCAUUACUGGAAGCAUUCUAAAUAUCUUGGCCUUGUGGGUAUUCUGCUGCAAACUGAGCAAAUGGACUGCAACUAGAGUAUACAUGACCAAUUUAGCCAUUGCAGACUUCUUAUUCCUCAUAACUUUGCCUUUCAAGAUAAUGUUUAGGGUGCAAAAUUGGAAAACACCUGUGUGUUUAUUCUUGGAAUCUGCAUACUUUAUAAACCGAUACAUGAGCAUCUUCCUUAUUACCAUCACAGCAGUGGAUCGACACAUGGCCAUCAAGUAUCCCCUCAAAGCAAAGCACGUGAGGUCCCCUCUGAAGUCAGCUGUUGCCUGUGGAGUCCUCUGGGUCAUAAUGAUAAGUAUUGUAUGUGUAACUAAAUACUCUGAAGUACGGAUGCAGCCAAUAGUUUGCUUUAGAAAGUGUUCCAUUGAGCCAUCAAAGCCUGCCUUUGCAUCAGUCAUUUGGGGGUUUGUUAUACCCUUAACAAUCUUGAGCUUCUGUUCUAUUCAAAGCACAAAGAAACUCAUGAGGAAGAAAGAGACACACCCAAAUGAAAAGAAGCUCAUCCAGAAAGCAAUCAACAUCAUUUUUGCAAAUAUGGCCGUGUUCAUCAUUUGCUUUUUGCCUCUCCAUGUUGCACACUUUGUUCGGUUUAUAGCUGAUUCCAUGAAAGCCAGCUGCAUUGCAAUACAUAAUAUUGCCCACUUUCUACAAGUUGCGGGAAUUAUUGCCAACACCAAUUGCUGCUUUGAUGCUAUUUGCUAUUACCUUGUAAACAAGGAAUUUCAGGAAGCUUCUGAGAUCAAAUAUUGGACCAGGACUCUGAACUCUGAAAUCAUCUAGUAAAGGGAUGAGCCUAAGAACUGCUGCACACCAAAAUCUUCACAAUGCUAAGAACUACAAAAUCACCCCCAACUGAUGGUUUCCUUUCCCCAAAAGUGCUGCAACAAUACUUUCUCAUCUUUACUGCCUCAGUAGCCCUCCUCAGGCCUUAGAAAGUUGUGUGGCCUCCAUCAGCAAGCAGUCCCUGUGCGGUUGUUGAUGGAACUGCCUCGGGGAUUAUAAGUCAACACCCACCAUUAGGGCGAAUGUGGGGAAUUUAGCUCAAAAGAGGAGACAGUUCCAAUCAGCCUUAAUUUGUACAACUGUAUGAACUCAAGAAAAUCAGCCUGGGAGAGAAGUUUUAAUUAACAAAAGGAGUUUAUUGUAAGAAAACAAAUAAAAGCAAUAAGACUAAGCUACCUAUGCUACUAGGUGGUACUAGCAUAAAAGUACUACAAAUAUUGUAUUGUGCAGUCUAGAACGUGAACUCCAGUCUUAGCAGAACUAGCUUCGUUAGUCUGGAUGCCAGCCAAUGAGUGGGAUUUCUGUAUAGGGAUAAUCCAUUACUGGAAUUCAGACAUAAGCACUGGCCUUAUGGGAAGUGGCUGCUGGGCUUCUGCCUUUGAUUGAUGGUCAGCCGCGGCAGCCAAUCACAACGGAGAGAAGGAGGAGCCUCUUUCCCUCAAUUCUGGUCCCAGGGAAGGCUGCCUCCAUUACUGAAUUUGGGUGUAAUGCAGGCAGCCACAAACUGGAGGCCAGGGCAGUGAACCUCACAUCAAACUGAGGGUUCAAAUUGGAGUUUGGUGAGUGAGUGAACCCUUGGGUUGAGUUAGGAUCCAAACUGCAUGUUCCCGCAUUUGGAUGUUGAUGUUUGUGGACUUCUGGUUAUUCUGCCUCCAGUUCCUUUUUAUGUCUGAAUCCGGCCCUGGUCAAAUGCAGUGUGCAUCAAGUGACGGAGUUCAAGGACUGCAAGUUGCUGUCAAAAAGAGUCAGAGCUGAUACUGGAAUGAGAGUAGGGGUGUGCAAACUGGCUUGAUGGCUUGGGGCUGAACCAAACCAACUCCUGUUUGGUCCGACCCCAGAUGGAACACCCCCAAAUGUUUGGGGGGUUUGUGGACCUAUUUUCAUUUUAAAAAAAAAAACUUUACUCCCCUUUGGGGAGUUGCUGGAGGCAGUGGGGGGGUCGGCCUUUGAUAUGCCCCCCUCCAGCUCUCCAAAAUGGCCACUAGGCUGGAGAAGGCUGAAAACUGGUCAAAGAGCGGCUGAACCGGCCGGAGGGGGGCAUAUCAAAAGCUGGUGGGGGGAGGGGGAACCUCCACGGACCACCACCACCCCCGCCCCCUCCAGCAACUCCCCAAAGGGGAGUAAAGGGGUGUGUGUGUGUGUGUGUGUACACACACAUACACACAAAUAGGUCCGCGAACCCCCCCGGACCGAACCAAGCCGGGGUGGUUCGAGGGGGUGCCGGACCAAACUGGCCCGGUCAGGUUAGAGUCCGGUCCGGACUCAACCAAACCGAGCCAGCCAGUUCCAUGCACAUCCCUAAAAGAGAGAUGAGUAAUCACCGAGAGGACUCUCUGAAGGACUGGAUCACUCCUAAAACAGCUGAAGGAAUAGUCUGGGAUUGAACCCCCAGAACUGGGAAGGAAGAGCAGGACCUGAGGGACAAGGGACAAGCCGGGCUUGCUGCAGAAGCUGACAAGGAGUGAUUGCAAUUGGAUUCUUGGUAAUGCAGAGGGCCCAGUAUUAGUGCAGGAUAGACUGGAUGCAUUUUUAUCAUAUUUUAUUUGUUCCUUGUGCUCAUAUGGUUGCUGUUUUGUACUAAAUUUUCCCAAAGAACGAUUGUUUUGAAUUGAACUAUUUUAAAAUAAAGUUUUCUUUUUUGAAUGU